AUGUCGUUGGCAGAGGUAUACGACGUUGUGCAGUCUGCCUGGAUUGAGGGCCGGUUGGAAAAUGUUCUCCAGAGGCAGAAAGAACUCGCAGGCUUGCAUGCCGCAUUAAAGAACCAUCGGUCUGGCUUGAUCGCUGCGUUUUCCAAGGAUCUUUGUGCUAGCGAAGCCGGUACAUCAGAGGAGAUUGAGCUCAGUCUGGAUGCAGUUAAGCGACUGUAUGAACAAUUGGACUUCCCUUCCGCCCUCGCGAGAGAAAGAUCUGUCCAAGCCGGCCAAGAAGCUCCCUUGAACCCUGUGGCGCUGGGCCCGGUCCUGAUUCAAGCGGCACUGCCAUGCCCUCUGUCGUCUACUAUCAUUCCCUUGGCAGCCGCUGUCGCCGCGGGAAGCUGUUGCCUGGUUCUCUUGUGCACCGCAUCGCCGUCGAUCAGCCAAGUCCUCUACAACAUCAUCCAGAUUGGUAUGGACCAGGAGGCAAUUGGCAUUGCGGACUUUCCCAUCCGCCUAGAAUGGUUAAGCAAGCUGCGCUUCGAAUUGGCAGUCUUACAAGACCCGGCGAGCAGCCAUGACUUUGCAACUGCGCUGCGGCAAACCAACUCAGCUAUACGAAUCCACACUCCUGCGACCGGCCUCCCUGCCGUGUUUGUUGACCGCAGCACCCCGAAGCUGGAGAAAGUUGCAACCUGGCUAGAGCAGUCGAUAUUGAAUGCCCCUCGCCAGCACCCUGGACGGAUGCCUCGGCUCUGCUUUGUGGACGAAUUCGUGAUCGAGCAGCUGAUGUCGCUCAUGCAGCGACGCCUUGACACGACAGAGAAUGUUCAGGCUCCCAUGCCUAAUCAGUCUACUGCAACAGAACUUGUCGAUCUUUUGGUGUCCUCUUUCCCCUCUCUCAAAAAGAAGGAACCGCUAGUCGCUGCAAACAAAUUGUCUAGCCUAAUUGUGCUGCAAUCCACCGACUCGAUCAAUUCUGAGACCGUCGGCCAGGUCGCAAACCUGGUCACAAAGUUAUACCAGGGUAUCUUGUUGAUCCCGACCAGCAGUCUCGACUACGGAAUUGAUUUGUGGAACAAGGUCAACGGCGGCACGCCAGCCUCGGCGACCUAUGUAUUCGGGGAAGGGAAAGAAACCUGGUACCUGUCCCAGUUUCUUAACUCAGAGCAUUGCUUUGUCAAUCACAUUCCCCCGCGGUCAUUUGUCAUGAUUGCUCCAAGUUCGACACACGAUACUUUUGCACUACCGUUCCGCCCAGACGAGUUUUCCCGCAAUAGGGCUAUCCUACAAGAGCCCAAUCAGAACCACGUGGUGUCCCGUAAUGGUUGGCUGAAUCCGAAGAAAAUCGCACAGCCCACUGGCGGUCGUCUCUCGUAUUUUGAGCAAGGCCUAAUCGUGGGCCUGAGCGUUACUGCUAUUGCUGCAUCAGGAUUCGUAUUUGCUGUCUUUAAAGGUGUGAAACGGAUCUAUUAUUGA
Molecule: messenger RNA, 1464 nt
Organism: Penicillium riverlandense
Lineage: Eukaryota; Fungi; Ascomycota; Eurotiomycetes; Eurotiales; Aspergillaceae
Exons: 5
Coding region: 1-1464 (487 amino acids)
Biological process (GO): aldehyde metabolic process
Cellular component (GO): cytoplasm
Molecular function (GO): aldehyde dehydrogenase (NAD+) activity
Source: RefSeq, a predicted model, not a curated record